AUGGAUUUGGACAGCGGAGCCAGGAAGUUUCACGAGGAGGACUUGCAAAUGGGUAUGGACAAGAAAGCCGCAGAUCGAGGGCGUGGCUACGACAAGGAGAGCUUCUCCAGAGCCGCAGAUCGAAAGCGUGGAUACGACAAGGAGAGCUCCUUCGGAGGUGAGCGCCAUUGA
This is a messenger RNA of Ostertagia ostertagi, 171 nucleotides long. NCBI's taxonomy places the organism in Eukaryota, Metazoa, Nematoda, Chromadorea, Rhabditida, Trichostrongylidae. The record is from the annotation of a GenBank genome assembly.